This is a messenger RNA of Aphanomyces astaci, 1132 nucleotides long. RefSeq lists its product as hypothetical. The transcript is spliced from 6 exons. The record is from RefSeq and is a predicted model, not a curated record. Bases 6 to 983 code for a protein of 325 amino acids. Gene Ontology annotation, cellular component: nuclear pre-replicative complex. Gene Ontology annotation, biological process: DNA-templated DNA replication; rRNA processing. Lineage: Eukaryota; Oomycota; Saprolegniomycetes; Saprolegniales; Verrucalvaceae. Gene Ontology annotation, molecular function: protein binding.
GAUACAUGUUUGAGCUCAAACCCGAGACGCUGGAUGGCGAGACGUCGCCGUCGCUCUUGAGCAGCAACCUGUCCGUGUCCAAGGACAUCGUGGUGUUUGCCCACUUGGAAGACGUGGUGGUGAUUAACCCGAAGGCGUCCAAACCUUGCAAUAAGAUCACGUUGGUGGAAAAGUCGGUGGUGUAUCAAGUCCUCGUGUGUGACUUUGUCGGCGAGAUUCACUUGGUCAUCGCCACAGAGUCGGGGUGCCAAAUCUGGGAUAUCUUGGGUGAACACUUGCAUUUCUCGUUGUCCCUCGCAAAGGAGCUCGCUGGGGACACAGACUUCCAAGCGCAUUUCUGCCGCGGCAUCGCGCACGACGACAGGAGCGUGUUCGUCGGGUCGUCGGCGUCGAAACUGUUCUCGCUCACCCUUGAACCAGGUCAAAGCAAGGGCCAGAGCGAGUUUGCACUCCACACAACGUCCACCAUCGGGGUGCACUCGGAGCCGCUGCAUGCGCUGAGCACUCCGCCGGACGAAGCGCGGGCGUCCGUCUUGGUCAGCGGCGACGACGACGGCGUCGUCGCUGUCUGGUCACUCGACUCGUCCGGGUCACCCGAGAUCAAGCACAAGCUCAAGCCCACGGGGUUUCCAGUGACUUGCAUCCAAGCCGUGAGCUCAACGUGGGCCGUGGCGGGCGAUGUCACUGGGAAGCUGCGGCUAAUUCAUCUUGAGGACGGGUACGUGGCCGCGGACGUCGGCGCCCACUCGCGCACUUUGAGUGCGCUGGCGGUGCAAGAUCAUUCCCACGUGGCGUCGGUGGGCGAAGACGGGUACUUGCACGUGUGGAAGUUGACGGAGCGCCACGACCGCCUCAAGAUCUCCCUUGCCCAUUCGCAUCGUGUCGGGGACGACUUGCUCACUGGCGUCGCGUUUGCCGCCAACUCGCUCAUCACAGCGUCGUACGAUCUGAAUCAUCUCAAGGUGUGGAAGGCCGUGGCUUAGCAACGACAGCUCCGAAAUAUGUACCCGAUGAAAAGGACUAGUUAACUAGGUAGUACUGUAUGCCUUCCAUUAUUGUAGGGGGUACUAGUAUUAACUUGAUUAACUACACCGAAGUACUAGUAAGUACUACUUACUACGAAGAACUACAG